AUGUCUGCAAUCACCGCAUGCCACCGCGGUAGAAGCAAGGCCGCAGUGUUGCAAGUCAACGGCGGCGCGAGCAUGGGAUCUUCCUCCACCGGGAUCGAAGAGCUCCGAAUACGCCUGGCGCAGAGAAUCCUGGAGCUGGCAUCGCUGCCGUAUCGCUUGGGGGAACGGCGAGGCAUCCGGGAUGUGAUCGAGUGGUACACGGACUUCAUGCACCUGCUGGAGGACUCGCCCAGCCCGACAACGGAGGACCUGGACGAAGAGUUUACCAACCUCCUGACACGGAUCUUCGAGGAGCACUCGGAGGUCAUCCAAGCCAUGGCUUUCGGGGUGCAGGACCUCAUCCACGAGCUCCAGGAGGACUAUGCAUCCGUGCAGGUGGAAGUCGAUGCAAUACUGCGUCGCUUCUUCACUGCUCGCAUUGGGAUGCGCUUUCUGAUUCAGCACCACAUCGAGUCGUUUAGGAACCGCGAGGGCCAUUCUGGGAUCCUGCAGAUCGAGUGCGACCCUUCCAUUAUCGCACAGAAGGCAGCCAAAGAUAGCUCCAUGCUCUGCAGGGCACACAAGGGCCAGGCUCCGCCCAUCAAGAUUCAUCAUACAAACCCUGGCACGUUCACCUACGUGCCAAUGCACCUCCACUACAUGCUUGUGGAGGUCUUCAAGAACUCCUGCCGUGCAGUCGUCGAGCGCCACGCUGAGGGCUUUGACGACCUGCUCCCAGCCAUCCACUGCCACAUCGUCCACGGCAACGAGGACGUGACGAUCCGAGUAAGCGACGAAGGGGGCGGCAUCGCUCGCGACAAGCUUCCUAACAUCUGGAAGUGCCUCGGAGUCACCAAGCACAGUUGCAUCCGCAUCACUUGGCGCUCUCUGAAGUCUGUGCGAACUGUGGACUCUGCGUGGACACUUCAAGCCAAGGCCCGAAACAGGGCGGUGUGCUCGCGGGGCAUCUCGGCUGAGUUCGGCGUGGGCCUCACACUGGGCCGUUUGUAUGCGCAGUACUUCGGGGGCGACCUGAAGAUCUUGUCUCUGGAUGGCUUUGGCACCGAUGUGUUUCUGCACCUCAAUCGUCUGGGCACAGCUUGCGAAGACCUGCCGCAGGCCCCCCCACAUGCGAACAAGUUCCGAGGGUGUUUUGCUUCUACGUAUUCCGUGAUAUUGGGGUUGGUUCGUUUGAGAGCUCAGGUUUGGGGGAUGUGGGGAUGA
Molecule: messenger RNA, 1203 nt
Organism: Symbiodinium natans
Lineage: Eukaryota; Dinophyceae; Suessiales; Symbiodiniaceae
Source: the annotation of a GenBank genome assembly